Sardina pilchardus (European sardine) is the source of this 1187-nucleotide messenger RNA. Its product is annotated as M1-specific T cell receptor beta chain-like. The transcript is spliced from 6 exons. Lineage: Eukaryota; Metazoa; Chordata; Actinopteri; Clupeiformes; Clupeidae. The record is from RefSeq and is a predicted model, not a curated record. Gene Ontology annotation, biological process: response to bacterium. The coding region runs from base 19 to 1032 and encodes 337 amino acids.
GUCUCACACAAAUCAGACAUGUGCUCCAAGACCAUACUUUGGGCCCUCAUGCUGUUCAGGACAAUAUAUGCUGCCGAAGAACUUACAAUCCAUCAGCCUGACUCAGUGAUCACAGCUCAGCUUGGGGAGUCGGUGACUCUUCAGUGCAACUUUACCAAAGGGACUCAGUACAUGUUCUGGUACAAGCAAAAGCCAGGAGAAAGGCCACAAGUGAUGGUUAGGGCACAUGUGCUAUCAGACAGUGAGUUUCAGAGUGGGUUUAGUAAACUUGAUUAUAACAUGCAGAGAGGAGAUGGUGUCUUCCACCUGACUAUAAAAAACACUACUACCUCAGACGAGGCAUCCUAUUUUUGUGCAACUAGAGAUUCAUACGAUACCAUAUUCGGAAAUGGGACGUUUCUGGCAUUGAGAGAUCACAGAAACCACAGAUUGGAUUUAACAGCAGUGAUCCAAACUCCAGUCCCAGCACCAGCUCACUCCAGUGACCCACAGACUCUGGACUGUACAGUACUUACUGAAACCAGAACCGAAGAGGUCAGUGUGUUCUGGUUCAGACCUGCUUCGGGGGAUUCCCAUCCUGAGAUCAUUUACGUUCAGAAGAACUGCAGCAAUUCUCAAAGAUGCGUAUACAGACUUCCUAUCGGACAAACUUCUGAUUCUGGAACCUUCUAUUGUGCUGUUGUCUCUUAUGGUCAUUUAUUAUUUGGGAACCGAAUAAAACUGGAUAAACAACAUACAGAGCCAGUGGACCCUGUAGUUGUUAGUUUGGGGGCUGCAUUGUCCCUGUGUAUUGUAGGAUUAAUCCUACUGGCCUAUUUAAGAUGUAAAAGGACUACAUAUAAAGACUGCAAAGUGAACACCACUCGGGGCCACACACAUUUGAGGGCACAGUCAGCGGGUCAGACCUGUGAUGCAGAGAUGCUCAACUACUCUGCCCUGCAGUUCACUGAGGGGAGGAGCAAGACUGGCAGAAAGAAGAAACCGCCACUGCAGGAAAGCACCUACUCUGAUAUUAGAUCAACUAGAUCCUAAAUUCACUUCACUUGUAAGAUUAUCCCUCAGAUUGCCAUGAAUAGUAUAUGCUGGUGUUAAAAUAUCUUAAAUCGUUUUUUAUGGACAUUGUUGAUGGGGUAUCUGAUUACAGUUAGCUCUCUGACUUGAGAGUUCAAGUUUAUUGCCAUAAUAUA